UUUCGUUGUCAGACUGGUAUUUAAAUAUACUGCAGUAACGAAGCCGGGGAAGCCAGUGGAAACCAAUGACCGCUCAAGAUUCCACGCUAUAUUAUACCUCUAUUAUUGUUUUCUUCAUUUGAUUCGAAAAAGGUAUAUUAUAUAGAACAGUAUUUUGAAGAUUCAACCGCGUCAGAAUUCAAAUGUAAGACGACAUCACAAUUUGCCAGCUUGAUACGUGGAUCAUUUUUGGGAUUCCUCUACAGUUUGAAUGAAAAUCGUGCUUUUUACCUGUGAUAUGUAAAUGUGCAUGUAUAAAUGCUUAGGAUCACUAGUAUGUGUUUAGUCUAGUCAAGUUACUGGCUUAUAGUGGUCUGUGCAUCUUUGUCUCGUGUUUGGCCUGUAAAGACUUGGGGAACGCUGUCCAUUCAAGGAUAUGUCUGCAUAAUAUUUGAUUGAAAGAAAAAACAAACCAUCUACUAAACCAAUAAGAAAGAGAUCAUCUGAAUUAUUUUAAUAGAAAAAGCACCAAUAGAGGCCCCUAUAGAGUAUAAGAUUGUCCAUUGUCGAAUUGCAUCAUGUUCAGCUGGUUGGGUACCGAUGACAGGAGGAAGAAGGAUCCUGAGGUCUUUCAGACAGUCAGCGAUGGCCUCAAGAAACUCUACAAAACCAAGCUGUUACCCUUGGAGGAACACUACAAAUUCCACGAGUUCCACUCGCCCGCCUUAGAGGAUGCCGACUUUGACAACAAGCCCAUGGUUCUCCUUGUGGGGCAGUAUUCCACUGGAAAGACCAGCUUCAUACGAUACCUGUUGGAGCAGGAUUUCCCUGGAAUGCGGAUUGGGCCGGAGCCCACAACAGACUCCUUCAUUGCAGUGAUGCAUGGAGACACGGAGGGGGUGAUCCCUGGCAACGCCCUCGUUGUCGACCCCAAGAAACCCUUUAGGAAGCUCAACUCCUUCGGAAAUGCCUUUCUCAACAGGUUUGUGUGUGCCCAGCUUCCCAACCCUGUUCUCGAGAGCAUCAGUGUGAUAGAUACUCCUGGUAUCCUGUCUGGAGAGAAGCAGAGGAUCAGCAGAGGCUAUGACUUCGCAGCCGUUUUAGAGUGGUUCGCCGAACGCGUGGACCGCAUCAUCCUCCUGUUCGAUGCCCACAAGCUAGACAUCUCAGACGAGUUCUCUGAGGUCAUCAAGGCCCUGAAGAACCACGAAGACAAGAUCCGGGUGGUUCUAAACAAGGCUGACCAGAUCGAGACGCAGCAGCUGAUGAGGGUUUAUGGCGCCCUCAUGUGGUCGCUGGGGAAGAUCGUCAACACGCCUGAGGUCAUCCGUGUCUAUAUCGGGUCGUUCUGGUCACACCCAUUGCUCAUCCCUGACAACCGUAAACUGUUUGAGGCGGAGGAGCAGGACCUGUUCAAAGACAUCCAGUCACUGCCCCGCAACGCUGCCCUCAGGAAGCUCAACGACCUCAUCAAGAGGGCACGGCUCGCUAAGGUCCAUGCCUACAUCAUCAGCUCUCUGAAGAAGGAGAUGCCAAGUGUGUUUGGAAAGGAGGGCAAGAAGAAGGAGCUGAUCAACAGCCUGGGAGAGAUCUACAGCCGCAUUGAGAGAGAACACCAGAUCUCCCCUGGAGACUUCCCCAACCUCAAGAAGAUGCAGGAGCAACUGAACGCCCAUGACCUGAACAAGUUCCAGCCCCUGAAGAUGAAACUGCUGGACACAGUGGAUGACAUGCUGGCCCACGACAUCGCCAGCCUCAUGGUGCUGGUCAGGCAGGAGGAGACCAACCGACCCCAGCAGGUGGUGAAGGGAGGGGCCUUUGACGGUACCCUCAAUGGGCCCUUUGGCCAUGGCUACGGUGAGGGUGCUGGAGAGGGCAUCGAUGAGGCAGAGUGGGUGGUGGCCCGCGACAAGCCAAUGUAUGACGAGAUCUUCUACACGCUGUCGCCGGUCAAUGGGAAAGUGACGGGUGCCAACGCCAAGAAGGAGAUGGUGAAGUCCAAGCUGCCCAACACUGUGCUGGGGAAGAUUUGGAAGCUGGCUGACAUCGAUAAGGAUGGGAUGCUGGAUGAUGAAGAGUUUGCCCUGGCCAAUCACCUGAUUAAAGUCAAACUGGAGGGGCAUGAGUUGCCCGCCGACCUCCCCGGUCACCUCAUCCCCCCCUCCAAGAGGAAAAUCCCUGCUGAGUAGACCUACCCCUGCAUCCUCACUUCCACGGGGCACUGAAGAAGAAAGGGAGUUGGUAGGAGGAAGGGCAGGGAAUGGAAUGAUCUUUGGGGGGUGCGGGGGUAAAUUCAUCAAGGUUGGACAACCACGCUUCAACAUGAAACAAAGAAAAGUUUCAGCUUUGUGGUUAUGCUUAGAGAGAGCAAAAAGAUUGAAAUUGUUGGCUUGCUCUUCUGACCUAUGUAUGAUUUUGUUUUGUUUCUUUUUUAAAUUAAACUGGGUUGAAGGGGGUAAAGGUCAUGGUUCAGAGUUGGGGGAACUGAUAUUGGACUCUGACUGACUGCACCACCUGCAUGCCAUAUUAUUAAACACCCCCCACUUAGUGUGUGCUAUCUGUGACAAUAACCUGCAUUAUCAUUGGAUACAUGAACCCUGUCUGUUUCUCAAGCAUAAAGGAUUUUGUAUUUUAUUUGAGCCUGAAUUUGAACCUACGUCAUAUUUCCCUUGGCAUAAAAUAGGCAUGUUUCAAAAAGGAUCAACUUAAUCUUAAUAAUCUUUAUUACUUAUCAUCUUUAAAAUACAAUAACGGCUCAAAUGCAGUGAUAUGAACCCUUUAAAAAAAUAUAUAAAUAGACAUAUUCUAUUUUCUUCUUGUGAACAGGUGGCAUCCUAAACAUGCAGGCCCUUCGUAGCCUGACCAAGAGACUGUUACAACUGUAUGGCUGUCAUGUCGUAUGGCUGUAUUUAACCUAUUAUUUAGAAUACUUCACUGUUGAGGGAAAGAGACUUCAAUCUUUCCAUAGACAAGGAGGUGAACUGACAAUUUCCUUAGGUAAACCGUGCUCACUUGAAUGCAUAACGAAUUACAUUUACAUUUACAUUUAAGUCAAUUAAAAAGCAAAGGUUUUAAAUCAGCACUUUCAUUCAAUUAUUGUACUCAAGAUUGCUUCCCUCAAUACUGUAGAUAGCACAAAACAUAGUUAUAUUCUUCAAAUACUGUGACUUUCAAUGUUCAUCAUCGAGUGUAUAUCUACCAUAGAGACUAGGUUCUAUAUUUUAUGAUAUCCACUAGUGUUGUAGUUGAGACCACUUCUGGAUAUUAUUCACCAUAAAGAAUAUAUCAUAAUCCAAAUACCCCGUGUUUGUGUACCUGAUUGGUCAGAAACAGAAAUUGAAUAGGUCAAAUAUAUAUGGGUAUUGUAUAUAGAAAAGGCCCUCUAAUUGCGUGUUCAGGGCAAGUUUAAUUUCGUAGCUACAGUAAUACUGGCGGUUAUUACUGGGAUCAUGUUGGGGGAACACUGGUCUGAAAGCAGUUCUUAGGGGAACUGAUAUGUUGAGAGAAUAUGCAGCACACAGUAUGAAAGGGCUCUAUUCAAUCCGUAGCACUGAAGAUCCGCUUUAUAGAGCCAUUGACAAUUAAAGACAAUGUUCCCGUGGUCGCGGAGACUGCAUUCACGGUAAACGCUGCGUAUGUCGACUCAAUCAGAAUGAGAGUUUCUCCCACUCUGUACACAAGGGGUAAGUUUCUUUCCCUGGCUGAUAUGACUGAUACUAUUUUCUCCUGCUGUCAGUCUGUUGCUGCUGACAAUACGCUAGGUAUCCUGUUGUCAUCAAUCUGUUGCUGCUGACAGAACGCUAGGUAUCCUGUUGUCAUCAAUCUGUUGCUGCUGACAGUACGCUAGGUAUCCUGUUGUCAUCAAUCUGUUGCUGCUGACAGUACGCUAAGUAUCCUGUUGUCAUCAAUCUGUUGCUGCUGACAGUACGCUAGGUAUCCUGUUGUCAUCAAUCUGUUGCUGCCGACAGUA
Molecule: messenger RNA, 3949 nt
Organism: Oncorhynchus masou masou (cherry salmon)
Lineage: Eukaryota; Metazoa; Chordata; Actinopteri; Salmoniformes; Salmonidae
Product: EH domain-containing protein 3-like
Exons: 6
Coding region: 558-2168 (536 amino acids)
Biological process (GO): endosomal transport; endocytosis
Cellular component (GO): cytoplasm; plasma membrane
Molecular function (GO): GTP binding; protein binding; calcium ion binding
Source: RefSeq, a predicted model, not a curated record